Messenger RNA from Penicillium chermesinum, 1209 nucleotides. Its product is annotated as putative di-, tri-valent inorganic cation transporter. Gene Ontology annotation, biological process: zinc ion transmembrane transport; intracellular zinc ion homeostasis. Gene Ontology annotation, cellular component: membrane. The record is from RefSeq and is a predicted model, not a curated record. Gene Ontology annotation, molecular function: zinc ion transmembrane transporter activity. The transcript has 9 exons. Bases 1 to 1209 code for a protein of 402 amino acids. NCBI's taxonomy places the organism in Eukaryota, Fungi, Ascomycota, Eurotiomycetes, Eurotiales, Aspergillaceae.
AUGAUGCUCUCACCGUCGACACGGUUGACAGUUGUUAUUGCUAUCUCGACAUGCUUUUUUAUUGGGGAGAUUUCUGUUGGAUUUUAUACACGCUCACUAGCGUUGAUCGCUGACGCAUUCCACUAUUUGAAUGACUUGAUUGGAUUUGUUAUUGCUCUGCUGGCAUUGAAGAUUGAAGAAAAGGGCGAUUCACCGAACAACCUCUCAUUUGGGUGGCAAAGAGCCCAGCUGCUCGGUGCAUUCUUCAACGGAGUACUGUUAUUCGCUCUAGGGAUCAGUAUAUUCCUACAAUCUAUUGAGCGCUUCAUUUCUCUAGAACGUGAGUCUGAGGAUAUCCACCUUAUGAUCCAAAGGCUGAUCGAAACAGCUAUCCAGCAGCCAAAAUUAGUCCUGAUUGUAGGCGCCAUUGGCCUGACGCUCAAUUUAAUCAGCGCUCUGUUCUUGCAUGAACACCAUGGCCACGACCAUGGGCCCCUUCGAACGGUUAAAGAUCCAAUAUCCCCUGCAACAGAUGAUGAUCUUGAAUCCCUAACGAAGCACCACAACCAUAAGCAUACGCACUCCGAACUUCUCACCGGCUGCAAAGACCACGAACACGAUCAUAGCCACGGCCACAGCCAUAAACAUGGACAUGGGCACGGGCAUGGUCAUGGUCAUGAUUUCGGUAUGAUGGGCGUCCUUCUCCACGUUCUGUGCGACGCCGCAAACAACCUUGGCGUUAUGGCCGCGGCCCUGGUCAUCUGGCUUGCUAAGUACGAGGGACGAUACUAUGCCGAUCCCGGCGUGAGCAUGGGGAUCGCAAUUUUGAUCUUCCUAUCCUCGAUACCGCUGAUACGAAGAACGGGAGAAUUCCUAUUGGAGAGCGCGCCCAACGGCGUUAGCUUGAGCGACGUGCAACACGACCUUGAGAAGGUCCCGGGCGUCGUCUCUAUCCACGAACUGCACAUUUGGCAGCUCAAUCAGCAAAAGACCCUCGCUUCAGUCCAUGUCGUGGUCUCGGAGCCUACGGUGGAUUCUUUCAUGGAAACAGCCAAGAUCAUUAGCCAGUGCUUCCACGCGUAUGGGAUCCACUCAAUCACCUUGCAGCCAGAGGUCGUCUCGGAAGGGAGCGUUGUGUACCUCGACGGAGAAAAGGUGCCCCGUUGUCAGGUGGUCAUCCAGCCUGAUGGGUUUCCGUGGCUGCAUUGCCUCCCGGGAUCCGGGAUCUAA